This is a messenger RNA of Arachis ipaensis, 1563 nucleotides long. RefSeq lists its product as uncharacterized. The record is from RefSeq and is a predicted model, not a curated record. NCBI's taxonomy places the organism in Eukaryota, Viridiplantae, Streptophyta, Magnoliopsida, Fabales, Fabaceae. Gene Ontology annotation, molecular function: RNA binding.
AAGGCAAAAAUCCAAAACCCUAAUUACCCGCCCCGCACCCAUUCUCCGAAAUGGCUUCCGCAGCCUCUCCAAGAAUACCCACCGAGACGGUGAAGAACGCCGUGGAGGCUCUCCUGAAGUGGCGAGAUUCCAAUUCCGAGUCUCACAAACCCAAACUCUUCGACGCCGACGAAGAAUUCGUUUACUUAGUCGUCACUCUGAAAACCAUCCCUCACAAAUCCCGCGUUAACCCUUACAAGGUCCCUUUACCCCACUCUCUCCUCUCUCCCUUCAACGAGACUUGCCUCAUCAUCGACGACAGGUCCAAAUCCAAACUCACUAAACAAGAAGCUCAAAAGAAGAUCAAGGCCAAUAACGUCGCCGUUUCCAAGGUCCUCAAGUUGUCGAAGCUGGCCUCCGAUUACCGCCCUUUUGAGGCGAAGCGGAAGCUCUGUGAUUCAUAUGAUCUUUUUUUCGCUGAUAAGAGAGUGGUGCCUUUGAUGCCCAGGCUGUUGGGGAAGAAAUUCUUUAAGAAGAAGAAGGUGCCGGUGCAGGUGGACUUGACUAAGAAGAAUUGGAAGGAGCAGGUGGAUAAGGCGUGUUCGUCGGCGCUUCUGUUUCUUGGAACGGGGACUUGUUGUGUUGUGAAGGUUGCCAAGGUUUCCAUGGAGAGCGAGCAGAUUGUUGAGAAUAUGAUGGCUGCCAUUGAGGGGGUUGUUGAGGUUGUGCCGAAGAAGUGGGCGAAUGUGAGGUCCUUGCAUGUUAAGCUUUACGAGUCGCUGGCGCUGCCUGUUUUCCAGGCUGUUCCGGAGGUGAAGUUGAGGAUUGAGGGAAGUAAGGUUGAGGAGGCGGAGAAAGAGAAGCAGACGAUGGAGGAGGAGGAAGAGGGCGAAGACCAUAGUGGCGCGAAGGCGGUGAAGAAGAAGAAGAAGGGGAGGAUUCAUGAAGUUAGAUACAUGGAUAGCGAAGUUGGUGAGGAUAAUGUUGAAGAUGUGGCAGGUAGUGAGGAUGAUGGUGGUGGUGUUGUUAUGGAGGAAGAUUUAAAGGAUGCUGGAAAAGGUAGUGGAGAAUUGGCGAAUAAGAAGAGGAAGAAAGGGGCAUUGAGUGAGUUGAGCAGUGUCAAAGAAUUGAAAAAAUCUGUUAAGAGAAGUGGUAAAAAGGAUAAAUCUGCGAAAGUGAUGAAGGAAAAUUCCAUCAAGAAGAAUCAGAAUAGUGAAUUAUCUGUUGAGGAUGGAGAUUCAGGAAAGAAGGGGAAGAAUAUCAAGAAGAAACUAUCUCUAUUGAAGUCAGAAGAAGCUGAUUUGAAAAAGAAAGUGAGGGCCAAGAAAAGUAAGAAGGCUGCUUAAGGUUAUUGUUAGGAUUUACUGUUAGAUUUCACUGCUUGAUUUAACUCUUGGUGGCUGCCAUGUGUUGUUUUCAUUUGUUGAGUCCUCUGGCAGAUUUUGUAUCAAGCAUAAUUUGUUUUGUUAUUCUUUUUGAGUUCUGUUUUGAUCAUUUUAUAACUUGCUAUUGCUACUAUCCAAUAUUCCUAUAAUUGAGCUUUAGAUUGAUUUGUGAGAAGGAGAAUCAAAAUAUUGUUUUCUC